Molecule: messenger RNA, 19375 nt
Organism: Pelobates cultripes (western spadefoot toad)
Lineage: Eukaryota; Metazoa; Chordata; Amphibia; Anura; Pelobatidae
Source: the annotation of a GenBank genome assembly
CAGGCAGUGUGGGGCAGCUCUGAAUGGGGGCUUCUUUUGACUGUCAGAGUCAGGCAGUGUCGGGGCAGCCCUGAAUGGGGGCUUCUUUUGACUGUCAGAGUCAGGCAGUGUCGGGGCAGCCCUGAAUGGGGGCUUCUUUUGCUGUCAGAGUCAGGCAGUGUCGGGGCAGCCCUGAAUGGGGGCUUCUCUUGACCGUCAGAGUCAGGCAGUGUCGGGGCAGCCCUGAAUGGGGGCUUCUUUGGACCGUCAGAGUCAGGCAGUGUCGGGGCAGCCCUGAAUGGGGGCUUCUUUGGACCGUCAGAGGCAGGCAGUGUCGGGGCAGCCCUGAAGGGGGGCUUCUUUGGACCGUCAGAGUCAGGCAGUGUCGGGGCAGCCCUGAAGGGGGGCUUCUUUGGACCGUCAGAGUCAGGCAGUGUCGGGGCAGCCCUGAAUGGGGGCUUCUUUUGACCGUCAGAGUCAGGCAGUGUCGGGGCAGCCCUGAAUGGGGGCUUCUUUGGACCGUCAGAGUCAGGCAGUGUCGGGGCAGCCCUGAAUGGGGGCUUCUUUUGACUGUCAGAGUCAGGCAGUGUCGGGGCAGCCCGGAUGGGGUCCUUGUUCCCAUGCCGCGCUGUGUGUUUGAAUGACAGAUGCGGGAUCACCAUGAAUAUGAGCGCAGACAGACCGGUAUCCGACAGUCACCGACAGCCAUCCCCUGUAAGGCUGUCACUGAGCAUACUGCCUGCCAUUCACCAGGGGCCACGUGGCCCACAGUCCAUGGAACUCCCUGGGGAAACUGCAUUGGGCAGACAGGGGGUUAGGGAAUGUGUAUUAUAAUAUAUAAUUAUAUAAUUCCAGUGCUUUUUGUAAAGUUUUUACAUUACAUAAAGAAAAUUGUAACUUUAUAUUUGCAGGUCUAUGUCUACAAUGCCUGUUCAUAAAUAGUUUGUUCUUUUAUUAUUAUUAUUAUUAUUAUUAUUAUUGGCAUUUAUAAAGUGCCAACAAAUUCCGCAGCGCUGUACAAUUGGGAAAAAGACAAACGCAAUAAUAACAGCGAUACAACAGGUAGAGCCCGUGAGCUUACAAUCUAAAGGUUAAACUGGGGAGAUGAGACAAGAGGUAGCAGAGGGAUAUUGGUAACCCACAUAGAGCCACUAUGAUUUGAUUUAUUAUUUAUAAAGCGGCAACAAAUUCCGCCCAAUGGGGAUAUUGGGAUUGGGGAUAAGGGGUUUUGCUGUGUCCUCUGUGCAUAUCACUGGGCUUCAUUUCUGUGCUUACCAUGUAUUCCUCAUUCUCUUUAUUUGCUGUCUGCAAAAUUGUGCAAGAAAUAUAUCGUGAUUUUUAUUUAUUUAUUUAUUUUGGUACUUUGUGUAGUAUUCCUUCAUUUGUUGGUAUUUAACCUGUAUGCUCCUUGGUAACAUGUUAAACAUUUUUACUGCAGGUACUAAGAUGGAGAUUAGCUGCCAGUUUUAUUUGGUCAGUUUUACUGCUGCCUAUAACCUCCAUGGCUUUCAUCAUUUGUAGCCAAAUAAAGAUUUUCCAUCCCAUUGCGUGGCUUACAGGUGAGUGGGUCCUAAUAUGGUAAUGGUAUCAGGAGCCUUGCAUACAUGCACGUUAUAUGGGGGAUAUAAGGAACAAAUCUAUUGUUUAUAAAAAAUUUAAAAAAAAGUGUAUAUAAAGGCGUUUCACAUCCUCUUAAAAAUAGAAAUUCUAACGUUUCUUUUUUAAUAAGCUGCUACUCCCUACCAAAUGUCUUCCCUAACCCCAAAUAAGAUAUUCAAUUCAGAAAUGUAGUGCAGCUUUUCAGUGUCAACAUUACGCAUAAUAACCUCUAAAGUGAAUACUAUAGGAUAUGAUUGAGCAAAACACAGCAAACCUGACUCAAAACGUUAAUAAACCGGUGGUAAUGUUCCAUAUCCAAAUCACCUAUAAAGUGACACUUUUUAGAGUUUAUGCUUAAUGUUUAAACUGAAAUGAUGCACUUCAUCUCUCAUGUCUUCCUGGCUCCCAUGGACCGCUGCCAUCUUGAGAAUGUGGAUUAACAUUUUCAUUUUAUCAAUCUGUUUCAUCCAUUGUGGAUGAUGGUGAUUGUCUAAGUAUACUGUGCUGUGAGAGCCAGCACACCCAGACAAUUAAUGGUGGUAAGUGUUAAUUCUGCAUUGUAAAUGUGGCUUUGAUGGGAAUUUAUUUUUAACUUACCAAGGAGAGUGUGGAGCUUACAUCAAACUGCAUUUAAAUGGUUUUGUAUUAACGAAGGGAUGUUGCCAAAUCACUGUAGACCAUAUAACCAUUAAGAAAGCUGUAGGUUUUAUGUUGCUUAAAGUGCCCCUUUAACUAUAGUUUGUUAAAAUUAACUGUAGAAAGCUUAACUUGUGAACACAUUCAGUAAUAUUUUUUUAAGUUCGUAAUGUAACAGCAUAAACAGAAAAAAAAGUGUUUUAAAGGAGCACUAUAGUGCCAGGAAAACAAACCCAUUUUCCUGGCACUAUAGGGUUAUUAGCCCCCCCCUCGCGCUGAACAGGAUUUGUUCUGGAGAUUGGAGUGUGAGGAAGUAAUCCGAGAAGAGGAGGUCCAAUAUCUAAAAUAAAUUUGCAUCAAGCAGGUUCAGUGGACGGAGUAAAGUCUGCAGAAUUGCAGGUGUAAUUCCUGAUUAGAUCAGCUCAGUCUGAGGUCAAUAAAAUGAAUACUAUUAAAUUACCUAUUAUGUAUUAAUCAGACUUCAUUUCAUAACUUGUAUGAAUUUGAAAUUGCGUUUGUUUUGCCACAAAAAAAAAUAAAAAUAUAUAUAUAUAUAUAUAUAUAUGUGUGUGUAUAUAUAUAUAUAUGUAAAAAACAGAUAAAAUUCUUAUCUUGUAAUACCUUUUUUAUUGGACUAACAGAAUUUUUUUAAUGACAAGCUUUCGGGAGAACCUCCCUUUCUCAAGUCUGAAGCAUUUCUGAGCAAAACGACACAUAGAAUUCAAAGUUGAGUUGUGAUACAGGGGUUAAAGCGACAUGAGUGUAGAUAAGACACAGGCUUUAACCCCUGUAUCACAACUCAACUUUGAAUUCUAUGUGUCGUUUUGCUCAGAAAUGCUUCAGACUUGAGAAAGGGAGGUUCUCCCGAAAGCUUGUCAUUAAAAAAAUUCUGUUAGUCCAAUAAAAAAGGUAUUACAAGAUAAGAAUUUUAUCUGUUUUUUACAUCUACAUCACUGGACUAAUACGGCUACAAUCUCUACUUGAAAUAUAUAUAUAUAUAUAUAUAUAUAUAUAUAUAUAUAUAUAUAUAUAUAUAUAUAUAUAUAUAUAUAUAUAUAUAUAUAUAUAUAUAAUUUUCUAUUGUACUGUUUCCUAAAAUCUCACUUUAAAUUUUUUUUUGUUUGUUUAGACUCCAUUAGUGAUAUAGGCAGCAGUUACACCAUUUUCUGCCUCAUCUUUCUUUGUCUUUUGUUGGGGAUUCAUUGUGUCUGCAAUGUGCAAUUUUACACAGGUAAGACAGUUUUAUCCACAAACAAAAUCAUUAUGCAGAUUCAUGUAAUUUGUGGGGGAGGUUAAAAAAAAAAAAAUAUUUUUUUUUUAAUAUAUAUAUUUUCUGCUUUAGAGAACUGCUCCUAAGGUAAGUUCCAUCAUAACACAAGGAUCCCAAUCCCUUCUACUUCCCUAUGACACCAACAUGAUGGCUUCAGUGACAGCACAUCUGUGCAUGCGUUACUGUGACAGACAGCAGGGAAAUUAGAUGAAGGGGGAGAGUCUUCUGUUGUUCCCUGUCACUCCAUUGUCUACAUAGAAGGCUAAACUAUUUUUCUAAACCUUAAUUUUCAGCAUUUCUACCUGGCAGAAUGUAUCGAUGAAAUUUUAUUUUCUUUUAUGUGAAGUGUCCUGGACUCUGUCUGCAAAUAUUGAUAGUUGUGUCUUCUUUUUGGCUCCUGAGAUGUUCUCUAUUUCAUCCUCUUAUUGGGCAUGUUUAAUGUUCACUAUUAUCCAUUUCAAAGCCAUAGAUUGUGUCUUCUCUAGCAUUUAAAAUGUUUAUGAAUAUAGUGUGUAUAAUUCUAGCUAUUUAAUGUUUUUUUUUGUAGUUGUUCCUUCCAUUCCGUGCUCUCGAUUUUCCCUUAUUGGACACAUACUCCUUCCUCAGCGAGUUCUCCAUUCCUUGGUUCAUGCUGGCUUGGGGAUGUUGGCUUUUUGGUGCUGUUCAUUCAUCUGUAAAAGCUGGUAUAGGCCUUUGGUUGUUCGUUGCACUUCUGCACCAAGGUACACACACAAUUUAUUGUAAUAUGGUAUAAUUAAUGUGCACAUGUCUUCACAUCUAAUACUUAAUUUUUUGGAUGCUGUAUUUUCUUCCUCAGUCAGGUUGAAACCACCUCCAAUCCAAUGUGUCUUAAUGAACACCAUCUAUUCCAAAUGCUUGCUGGUGCCUUCAUUGGUUACAGUUACAGCCUGUUGUACUUUGUGCAAAACAUGAACUAUGUUUCCUUCCCCUCUAUACAGGUAAGAAUGGGAAGGGCAUUUAUUAGAAUAUCUAGUGAUGUUUGUGAAAUGUGAUGGUCCUGCUUAUGACUGAUUCCAAUGUGAAAAAGUUCCUAUAUUGUUCCAGCUGAUUGGCAAGUGCAUAUAUGUUUUUCUAUGUAAUUUUAUUUUAAAUAACUGGUUUUGAAGCCGGUCAGUGCAAACUGUACAUAUGUUUUGUGCACACAACCCUAGCCUCUUCUGUUUCAAUCUAGAGGUAUUUUUGCGAGAGGUAGUAAUGGAUUUAUGUUUAGGUGUAUUGGAAAAAGUCAUAACAGGUUAUAGAAAACUACUUUCUAUGUCUCUUCUCACCUGUACUUGCUAGUAUAACUUAUAGAUGAACUGCUAGUUGUCGGAUUAUGUAGGAUGGAGUCCCUUUUUAAAAUUAUCUUUGUUUCACUGCUCGAACACCAACUAUUUAGUGCAUCUUUGGAAGCUAGUUUUUUGUUGUUUUUUUUAUUGAGGUAUUAAGAGCAGUACAAUGAGGUCAUCAAUACAACAGGUUCUUUUAUAGGUACAAGUACAUCAGCGUUAUUGAUAGCAGGGCGAGUUCAGUGGAGUACCUGCGUUUGUGUUGUAUAGGGGGGUUGGUGCGUGUAGGUGAGGUUCAUACGGCUUUGACGUCUGCAUACAUAAUAGUACCAUACGGAAGGCAAACUAGAAUAUGAUGCAUGUUAGAGAGUGCAGGGUGUGGGAUGGUGUUCUAGCCGGUCAUCGGGCAUUGCGUGUAGGUGCACGCUGUUAUCUUGUGGUAGGAAUAAAGCAAUAAUGCGUGGAUGAGGGCACUGAAUGGUGGCAUGUUUAGGUGCAUAGCAGUUUGGGAUGGAAGCUAGUUUAUACUCGUCAUCCAUUUUAAACUAUUAAUUUCUAUUAGUUGGCCCACGGUGGUCUUUUUUUUUCCUAUCAAGUUUAUUCUUUUAUGGUUCAAAAUAAAUUCUUGUAUAAGAGAAUGGAAUAUGUGUACCACUAAUAAAUAAAUAUAUUAAAAAAAAAUAUAUAUAUAUAAUUUUUUUUUUUUUUCCUUUGCUGAAUGUAAUUUUUCAUCUAUAUAUUAUACGAAACUAUGGGUAUUCGGUUAGCAACCAUUAUUCUUUAUGAAGUAUAUGUACAAAAAUGAGAAACUCUUCCCCUUCUUUAUGAUCUGACAGGAUCCUUCAGCCAUAUACAUACUCUCGGGUCUUACCUGUUUUACUUCCUGCACAGACACAGGGAAGACCAUAGAGACUGUCUUUUUCCAAAUACUGUCUGACCAAAGGUGCAUACAUGACAUAUGGUGACAGCUGUUCUUUAAUUUUAACCCACAUUGGAGCACCACAUUUAAAUGUUGCCUGGCAAAAGAAAUCAUUGCUUAGUUAAUUCUGGAUUAUUAUUGUGUAGUUAUAGAUACUGCUCUAUACUGUGUGUGUGUGUGUGUGUGUGUGUAUAUAUAUAAAUACACACACACCCAGCUAAGUUGCCCAGUUUGAAAAAUCUGCACAACUGACAUUUACAUUAUCAGAUAAAUCCAAUUCAAACUAGUUGGGGACAUAGGUUUUAGAGUUGAGCUGUAACUUGAUGUUCUAGUUUGUGUCAAAACUAGGCAGUCUAUUUUCAGCUCUACUUCAAGAUUCAGUAGCUGAAAACCUGAAUUUACAUAAAAAUCGCUGAUGGCUUAUAUUUGUUGCCAGCCAAACUGCUGAAUGCCAUGGUAAGACAUGGGUGAUUAAAGUGGCCUAUCACUGUCAUACUGCAAUAUCCUAUUCUUUGUUCACAUCAAUCAUACUUCGUUUUAUGCAAUGAUAACUUUGUUAAAAGUAGUGUUGAGUAAUGUUUAUCUUGCAUUUUUUUUUUUGUUUUGUUUUUAAGCAAUUCAAGUAUGUGCAGUUCAGACGACAACUUCAUCUGCUCAUUAAACAUAGCUGUCUACAAUCUCUUUACUUGAUUCGGAAUUUCACUGUACUCUACUAUUUUCUUGGUAUGUUGUCUCAUUGCUUUUUGUUUUUAAUUUAUUUUUUUGUUGUUUGCAGUGUCUAUUCAUAAAUGGACCCAUUCCAUACCCUAGGAUUUUACAAUGAUUUCAUAAAAGGGGAUAGACCCCUUUUAAAUUAAGACUUACUUAAAGGACCACUAUAGUCACCCAGACCGCUUCAGCUCAAUGAAGUGGUCUGGGUGCCAGGUCCCCCAGGUUUUAACCCUUCAGAUGUAAACAUAGCAGUUUCAGAGAAACUGCUAUGUUUACAUUACAGGGUUAAUCCAGCCUCUAGUGGCUGUCUUCCUGACAGCCGCUAGAGGUGCUUCUGCGACGCUGAAUGCGAAAAUUGCAUUCAGAAUGCAGAACGUCCAUGAGAAAGCAUUGAGUAAUUUUUUCCUAUGGGUUUUUUUUUUUUUUUUUUAAGUGUGUGUGUGUGUGUGUGUGUGUGUGUGCUCUCUGGCCACGCAUGCGCAUUCCGCUACACUCGGGAGCUGACGGAGGGGGAGGAGAGGUCACCGGUGCUGGAUAAAGGUAAGUGGCUGAAGGGGGGACCCAAGCGUGGGGGGGACCUAAUGACGCUAUAGUGCCAGGAAAACUAGUUUGUUUUCCUGACACUAUAGUGAUCCUUUAAAUCACCUACCCCAUUGUCCAUAAUGACUGUAUUUUUAUGGUGGUGUGUGGGACCUUUUCAAAACCUAUAUUUCCAUGUAUGUUUAUCUUAGAGGAUCAUGUGUCCUCCCAAAUAUAAGGGACAUGCUUCUUUUGAAGGGGGCUCACAUGCCCUUCUGAAAUAGUUGGGAUAGGUGAUCUCCAUUACACAGAUGAUCGAGUUCUUAUUUUAUAAGGGGCAGAUGAGCUCAUUUAGUGCCUUAUUACCUUCUCAUAUAAAACACAGGACAAUUUUAAGAAAAGACUACCUUUCUUUACAGUGUAGGGUGUCUUGCCUCUGUCACAGUUGGUGUCCGUCUACUGUUUACAGUAUUAGGACAAAGGGGCUCCUUAUUUCCCCUAAACAUGGCACAAUAGACACAAAGUAUCCACAAUAUGAAAGAGGGUGUCAUUUUCUUGCAAUUGAAAAGUCUCAAAGUAGCAGGUAAUUGCCUUAGUAAUUGAAAUCACCUCUUUUUUUUUUUUUUUUUUAUAAUUUUUUUUUUAAAGCCUUAAGUGACUUUUAGGAUUCUCUUAUAAGAGUGCAGACCUCUCCUUUGAGUAAGUGGUCACAUGCCCAGGUAGUAAUUGGGUGAUCAAAAUGACAGCAGUGAUCACCUGCAUGCACCAAAUACAUAGGUAACAAGUCAUGGGGUGUUGGGUAGCUCCCUUGUCCCCCUCAAAAUACAUAGACAAGCACGUGACCACAUAUAUUAAAACUUAAUUCUCCUUCAAUUAUGUGGUCUUAUCUCAAUAGGAUAGUUUUGUUGCAAUUGCCAUAUUAGAAUUACCACUUUUUUACUAUGCUAAAUCUGUUUGGAUAUGAGUAAGAUACUUACAGUGAGACUGUAUAACUUUGUCAAAGCCGAUACUUAAUUUUUUUUUUUUUUUCUUCUUCAGGAUAUAUUCCACGUACAUGGAUGAAAUCUGCUAUGAACCUGCAGACAGAUGGGUAACUGUUUAUAUACAAUGCCUUGUUGCAAUUGUAGAAUACAAUGUGUCUGUGAUCAGUUAUGUAUCUACAUUGUAUUGACUCUUAUAAAAAAAAAAAAAAAAAACUUAGUAUUUGUGCUUAUAUAAAUAUAUUAUUUCAAGCUCUACUCAGUAACUGACAGGGCCAAGGACAUGCACAUCUGAAUGUUUAGGUAAUAUAUUUAGGGCUUUUCUGGAAAUGUUUUUGUAACAUCCGUUUCCCUCUGAUACAGUGAAGAGCCCCCACUAGACACCGUGCGAGGACUCCUGAAUCUCUCAUUGUUUUACCAGACCUGGUUGUCUGGUACAUUUGUCCUUGGCACCUGGCACAUGUUGUCCCUACUCUUCCGAAUCUUUGCAACGGAGGUCAGUAUUAAUGUCCUGAUACCUUUUCCAUAGUGUAGAGAUUAACAGAUAUCUAUAGUUUUCAUUGGUGCUAAGAUCCGUAGGCUAUGUGUAUGUUUGAGUGUGCAAGGGUGCACAUAUUCUUAUGCUUUGAGAACUUGUGGGGCAUCCUUGAAAGCUAAACCAUAUUGUGUCGCUGUAAAUUAUGAUAUUUAAAAAAAUAAAUAAAAAAAAGUGGAGUCCUAGCUGGCUCACUUUUUGAUACAUUGACUGUUCCCAUUCCUGCAGCCCAUUGUUUUUCCUGUGACGUUCUCAUUCGUGGAAGAAGCAGAAAAUUGUCUACCAAAUGUUCUUGGAAGCAAUGCUCCUCAACUUGUGAAGGUAUGCUGAAAUGUUAUCUGAAUUGCACAGUUCUGUAAAUUAGAUGAACAAUGAUAUGGGAUAAAGGUGAAUCUUGAGUUUAAAGCCAAAUGGUUUCCAACAUUAGUCUAUAGUGUGGAUCUUGCAAGAGGUCUGUAGAAAGGUUGUAAAAUAUGUAUUUCUUUGAGGGAUCUUGACAAGGAGUCUCCUUAAAUCCCUUUUGAAAUCCACAAGCCAUCAGUACAAAUUACUUUAUUUGAGUUUCUUAUGGCAGAUGCAUAUUCCAUGCUUCUAUCAGGUACUUCAUUGUAUUUAAACAAGUACAAGAUUGCCAAGCCUUAUUAGAGCUACUGAAGACUAAUUGUUCUCUCAAAAAAACCCCCCAAAAAACAGGUUUGACUUCUUACCAGGCUUCCACUCUAUGCCUCCACCGCACCACCAGAGAGCUUCUGUUAGCUCUCCUGAGCUUAGCACUGCAAUGCUCCAGCUAUGGUGGAGACAGGGAGCUACACCUGAUGGAACUCUGGUAAGAUGUCAAACCAUUCUAAAACGAUUUUACUACUCCUAAUGGAAGGUCACCUAGGCACUCCAGGCAGUAUGACCACAACAGGGAAAUACUGUGUUUAAGCUCACCAUUGCUUCAAACGCAGCCAAAUUACUAGGUCCUACACAAAGCUGAUCUUAAAGGACCACUAUAGUGCCAGGAAAACAUACUCGUUUUCUUGGCACUAUAGUGUCCUGAGGGUGCCCCCACCCUCAGGGACCCCCUCCCGCCCGGCUCUGGAAGGGGGAAAGGGGUAAAAACUUACCUUUUUCCAGCGCUGGGCGGAGAGCUCUCCUCCUCUGAUCCUCCUCCGUUACGCCCCGCCGGCUGAAUGCGCACGCGCGGCAAGAGCUGCGCGCGCAUUCAGCCGGUCUCAUAGGAAAGCAUUCAUACUGCUUUCCUAUGGACGCUGGCGUGCUCUCACUGUGAAAAUCACAGUGAGAAGCAUGCAAGCGCCUCUAGUGGCUGUCAAUGAGACAGCCACUAGAGGGAAUAGGGGGAAGGCUUAACCCAUUAAUAAACAUAGCAGUUUCUCUGAAACUGCUAUGUUUAUUAAAAAAUGGGUUAACCCUAGCUGGACCAGGCACCCAGACCACUUCAUUAAGCUGAAGUGGUCUGGGUGCCUAGAGUGGUCCUUUAACAUUGGAGAUAAACAAAUAAUGCUUAUUGUUCGUGUUUAAACCUUUGACUGUUGAAGUAGUUCUGUGUGACCAUAUUGUGACUGAAUUGGCAAUUUAUUUGCUAAGAUAGAUGAUUUUAAUUCACCUGUUAAUAUUUAAAGCAAGACCCCAGCUUACAUAACAAGUUAUGGGGCAAGAGUGUCUGGGCGCCAUCUUACCUUACCUCAAUGGCUGCCCAUUAAGUGACGUGGUGAUGGGUUGAGAACAAAAGCUUUUGCUAUAAAGUGACAUAAGGCUUCUCCUGGUGGAGCAGGCAGGAUGUUGCACGGGUGCCCAGUUUCCAAAUCAUGCUAAAAUAGAUGAACAGCUUACUGUGGUAUGGUACUGGUGCUUUCUUGACACCAUAACCACUACAGUGAUUUGAAGUGGUCAAGGUGUCUGUAAUGUGCAGCAUUUUCCAAUGCAGUGCUGCACAUACAGAAUUUAAUCCCUUUGCUGCGGAGGUGUACCUCCAUCUCUGUCAGCGUCAUUGUGGUGUCACUGGCCAGUUUAGCACAAGAGGUUAGCCUGGCUGGCUAAUGUCAAUUAUCAACAUAUUUCUAUGUACAGAAUGUCUAUACACAGAAACUGGUAAAAGGGCAAACUGUUGCCAGGACAUCCUUGCAUUAUAACCACUGCAUGCUUUAAGAAAACGCCAGGUAAAUUUUGUUUUAAAAGGUUAUAAAUUUGUUAAAGUAUAAUCACUGUUAUUUUGGGAUCAUCAAUGAGUGAUAUUUGUAUUGUGUGUUUCUUUACAUGCUCAUGUUUUUUUGUUUUUUUUCUGCAGUAUCUGGCUUUUCAGGAUUUUGUGCUUCUCUCUCAGUAUUCACCCUCUCGGAGGCAGGAGGUGUUCAGCCUCAGUCUGCCUGGUAUGCAUAUUUGUGAUACUACACCAAUCUGAACACUUAGAACAUCUAUUUAUGCUAUUGCUGUGAUUUAGUUGCUGAUAUAUGCUCUGUCUCCUCCUCAUAACAGGGGGUCAUCCUUACAACUGGACUGCAAUUUCAAAAGCAUGCUUGGAUUUGCUGAAUAACAUGACUGCAAGACUGGUUGCUCAUCAGGAAGCUGCUGCAAGUAAUGGACGUAUGAAGCUCUCGUCUUUCUCUGCAGAGACUCGGAAGUCAUCCAGCAGCUCGGGUAGUUACUCAUUUUUGCAUUACACUUUAUUGUAGGCCGCUCUUCUCUAUAACCUUUUAUAUUUAUGAUUUUAGUUUGAUCACACUACAUUAUUUGGUUUUAUUGUAUUCAGGUACAUCCUUUGAUGAACGUAGUGAUCAAACUCAGAGAAUUAUCUUACCACCCCGCACACUAAUAACGUCACUGCUGAAGACCACACCUUCUGUAAAGCCAGCAUUGGAUUCAGGUAGCCCUUUUGCACCAGCAGCAGUCAGCCGAGUUUCUCAGAUUGUGGAUCCCAAUUCGCCUUGGCAUAGCUCUGUCCAAAGCCCCCAUCUCAUAAGGAGAGGUGCAAAACUGUGGUCCUGCAGCACAGGUAAGCAUUAGUUGCUGUAAUAUAGUUGCUAAGGUCAAAGGAAUACAUAACCUAAGCAAAUGAACUAAUCACAUAUCCCUAUGUGCUCCUGUUUGUCCAGGAAGAGAAUUGUUUCCCUACCUUCCUCUCCACCUUUUAGAAUGAUUACUUUAAAAUAAAAACGUAUUCUAUGCAUUAUUAUGUGAUAUAUCACUCAGGUGUCAUCCAUCACAGCUAGACUUUGCUACUUUUGUGUAUAUAUUUGUAAACCUUAAAGGGACACUGUAGGCACCCAGAACACUUCAGCUCAUUGAAGGGGUCUGGGUGCAAUGUCCAUGUCCCUUAACCCUGCAAUAGUAAUUAUUUCAGUUUCUCAAACUGCAAAAAUUACCUUUCAGGGUUAACUCUUCCACUAGUGGCUGUCUGCAGGAUUUUACAGUGCCUGGCACUAUAGAAUCCCUUUAAGCUCCCCUCUAUCACAUGCCUACCACCCUAAGUGAUGCUGCAAUAAUUCAGCAGGACAUGACCGUUACAGGACAUGAUGCUAGGAUUCUAUCCUUGAACUCUUAAUUGCGAAGUAUUUUCUUACUGUUUCUUUUCAUUUACAACACUCAAGCUGUAUGAUGUUCCCACGGAUGUCCAAUAUCUAGCUUCCCCAUCAAACUGUCCUAGUAUUUGUGCAAUGAGCACAGACAGCUGGCUCAUAUGUAUGGAAGCACACUCAUUGUAGUUUAAUCUGUGGAGCCCCAGGUGCUGCAGAUAAUUAAAACAAGAGAAAUUAAAGUUUCUUCAUUUCAUUUUGAAACGAUAGGAUAGAUUGCAAACAUCAAGAGGUGUAGUGGUGAUAGGAUUUAAUAUUGCCAGUCUCCCCUGUAGCAGUGAGGAAAGAGUUAAGUUGUUUUUGAUUUUUAGAUGCCCAGGCUAAUGGCUAUGAAGUUUCUGCUUUCUCCCCGGUGACUCUAAAAUCCAUGCGUCCUAGUGAGCAGACGAACAUAUUCUACACGUGGCUCCAACAGAAACAGGAACAGGUGAGCUUUCCUCUGUUAUUGGAUCGUAUCGUAGUAUGAUGCCAUAAAUGUUUACAGUGAUUUGUUUGUCUUCAAUUAUAAAUUUUCCUUUUUUAGGGUUGGCCCAGACGGAAAACAUUUACACAGGUAGAACAAGGAUUAUUUUAUUGUCUGCGCCAACCCUAAAAAAAAAGGAAAUGUAUAAUUGAAGACAAAUAUAAAUCACUGUAAACAUUUAUGGCAUCAUACUACGAUACGAUUUCAUUGGUAUAAAGAAGGAACUAUUGUGCUAACGUCCUGUGAAAUGUCAAUGAAAAGGACAUUUCAAAUAAAUGGAUAACCACCAUGUGUCUGAGAGCCUGCCAUGUAAAACAUCUUUUUGGUUUACUUGCGUGAUAAAUGCAUGGUUACUGCAAUAAAAUGAAUACUAAGUUGCUAAGAUGUAAUACAGUUAUUGAAUGGCCCCGCUUCUCACAUCUGUCUUCAUAAUAUGCUCUACCAAAAGUUUCAAGUGACUUUCCCCAGUGGAAGACUUGUGGCUUGUUACCGUAUUGUGUUUGCCUGAUAGUCAUUAUGGAUCUCAAUGACAAAUGAGUUUGUACUGAAACUAUCUAUCUUUCCCCCAUAAGAUGUUUCUAGGUAGUUUUAAAAUAGUUUGUUGUAAACCACUGGUAUACCCUUUUUGAGUGGUACAGCUAAUUUUAGCUAAGAACGUGUUUUGCUUGUUCUACUAUUCCAUUGUGUAAUUACAAUACCAUAAAGGUUAAAAGCUUUAUCUGUGUUUACAGACCUCCUUGGAGAAAAUGUGUUCUCUCUGUCCUUGUUAAAUACCUGUAGCACAAGAGCCUAACUUUUAGUCCCAUGCAUUUUUUUCUGAAUUUAGGUGUUGGUUGUACUUCAUGGAGCCAAUGGUUAUCAGUUGGUUUAUUGACGUCCUAAUUCAGGGAAUAGGUUCUUCUGUGUCAUUUAGUAGCUUUAUUGUACUAACUCUUUUUUUACUUAUAUUUUGUUUUCUAGUUCAAAAACUUCUUGUCGAAGCGAGUUAUCAUCAUGUAUUUUUUCAGCAAGGUAUGUUUGGAAAAGCCUGACUUGCUAGUUAGCUAGGCAAAGAUGAAAGAUAAGAGAAACAAAUUCUAGUAAAUACAUAGUAAUAGUGCUCCAGCGGGCAUGUUUGGACCCCCUAUAUGCUGAAUAAUAGAAAACUGCAUAUGUACGUUAUCACAUUCUGACAACUCUAUUAAUUCAUCUUGUCUGCCCUUUCAGUUAUUUGCACAGUAAUGUGAUUUGGUCAUUUGGAUUUAAUGUUGGUCUGCAUUUCUAAUUAUUUAUUAUAUAAAUUAUUAUUAACCUUCUUUCUGUUUUCUAGCGCCCGGAAGCUUCAAGUCAGCAUGCAUUUGCCGAUGCUCAGAUUCAUAUUUGGGCCCUUGAAGGUCAGGGUCCUGUUUCUGGUUUUGUUUGUGAUUAUCCAUUUUGGAAAACCUGUGUAGCGCUGACCUUUCCAACUUGUCUAUGUUAGCUCAAAAUGUACCGUUUUCAGUACACAAUUAAGUAUUCUAGAAUUGCUGAAGACUUUAACACAAGCUGUAUAUUUGGCAUCCAGUAUAUAGUGAGUUUACAUCACGGUUUACAUCAUUUUGUAAACAUUUCCUCAGUAGAAUGUGAUUGUUUUUUUGUUUUGUUUUUUUGUUUUUUUAAUAAACAUUUGUCAACGUUUUGUUGUCCACUUGCUGCUUUAAUGAGAGUAAUAGUUAAACUGUAUCCAUUUGCGCUUGCUGGUGUUUGCUAGACCUCCUCUAGUCUUCACUUAUUGCUGGUACUCUUCUGUUACAGGAUUGUCACACCUGGUUGCCACCUCUUUCUCAGAAGACAGAAUGGGAGUGGUACAGACCUCUCUUUCUUCCAUAUUUGGAACCUUCCUGACCUUGCAAGAGGUGAGUGGCAAACUUUAAAUCCACUGUUUAAUUUCUCUGCCAUCAAAUGUCAAGAAUCACAUCAGUCCUAAAAGAAGAUUUAACUAUCAAACACUGUAAAUGAUAAAUACAGCCCUGGUUUUGCAUGUGGUAAAUUAGUCCAUCCUUUUGUAUGUACAUUUUAGACAUUUUUUUUUCUUUUUUUAAUAAAUAGGAGCUUUAAAUAUUAAGGGGGUAUUUCAGGCUAUAAUUAAGCAGCAUUUUAUUGUAUAGACAAUGCAUUAAAAAUCUGCAUAAAAUGCAUAACAUUAUGUUAGUACGUAGGUUCGAACUCUUUUCAAUGUAGUUCUAUUACGAUUUCAACAUUUAAUAAUGAAGGAUUGAGAUUUUAAGUACUACAGUGAUCAAUGUUUUCCCAUCUAUAUUGAAUUCCUGUCUCCACCACUGAAGUGAUUGAGAUACUAUCUUCUAAGCUGCUGGAGUGGAACGGCACACAAGGUGGAACCUUCUUAAACACAUUUUAUAGGUCAAGUCAAACAAUCUGAGAUGGAUUCCACUGCAUUUACUGGGCCGGAUUAUGUUUUAUUCUACAUGUACAAUAGUAGAAAAUCCACAUGUUCAACAGGGUAGUCACGUAAGCGUAACUUUAUUGGAAACUGGAACAAAAAAUACAUAGUUUCGGCACAAAGCCAUAAUCGUGUAUGAUAUAGGAUUAAGGAUUUGUAUCGAAAAAAUUUAUUUUGUUUGUUGCCAAUGAACUUACACUUAUGUGCUUGCCGUGUCGAACUUGUGGAUUUUCUACUAUUGCUACUUAUUUGACAACAGUCCUACACCACGGUUUACGAGGUUGAGCCUUGGAUCUCCACAUCUCCCGCCCAGAGUGCCACACAGGAUUACUAUUCUACAUAUAUAGUAGCAUUUCCUUAAUUAUCACUCUCUGCUCAUAACACAGACUUUGCAUAGACCUUCAGCUGUUUGGUGCAGACCCAUGGAUGUGUGUGCACAUUGUCCCUACUGCGCCAUUUAAAUCUUAGUCUUCUGCAACUGUUGGGAUUUUUUCCUUUGGCAACAGAUUUUUUUUUUUCUCUUCCUCCAAGGUUAGUUUUUUUUUUUUGUUUUUUUUUCGCAAGAUCAACUUCUGUAUUCUCAGGCCAAAGAUUAUCAGGCAUAACAUAAACUUAGACAAUACAUCAGGUUUGUUCAGGCAUUGGAAACAACAAUAUGGUAGAUCCAAAGUGAGUAAAAAUUAAAGCACAUUUCAACUUCAUAGAGUACAUGUGUAGUUAAAGACCUGGAACGAGCUAGGGGUCAGCUGUAUGUAAGGGUAUUGACCCUGUUCGCUAUGUUCCCGGGUUUCUCCAGGCUGGGUGGUAUCAGGCUAGUUGUUCCAGCAAGGUGGGAUUGAGAUAUAAAGUUAGGCUACUUGUGAGGGUUGCUGAAUCAUGUGGGAGGUCAGGAGGCCAAUAAAUGUAGUGUUGUCUGGCUAGGGUGUCAGUCGGGCUUGAGUGUGUGUACAAGCCCCUCUACGGGGGAGAAAUGUUUGGCGUCCAUGUUGGUCGCCCCUUGGAGGAAGGUGAGGCCGUCGCUGUCAUGCUUAGGGUAGCGUAUUAAAUGUCAUCCUGUCAGUUAAAUGCUUAGCAGUGUAGUGCCGCAACAAUUCCAACGUACAGUUAUGUCUACGGUCAUCGCCCUACAUGUGAACUAGAGUAAGGCUGUAAAUGCUUGGCUCCCUGUAGUCCGGGACCCUGGUGGGUUCUCUGCCCAUGCGGGCUCAAUUUGUGCUAGCCUCUUAAGCAUCUCCCCUAUGUCCCUACCAAGUGUUGUGGUAGCUGUUUUUUGUGUGCGUCGGCUCAUAUUUGGUGUACCGGAGGGGGUUUAGUCGUGUGUUGUUCGUGCCUCACCUGGUCCGCCGAGAAGGACCUCGAGGCUGAGUAGUGGUAAUGCACGGUAGGCCGCAGCCUUGCGCCUCUGUCUGGGCUGCUUCGGUUCUGGAAGAAAGGCAUCAAUUGAUUCCCUACACCCUCAGGAUGAAGAUUGAGCUGGGUGUGGAGUCGGAUUGGCUUUGGGUGAGGAGAUAUUUGGCUGGAUUGUGCAAGAGAGCUGCCUAAGAUGGCGUCCACUCAAGAUGGUAGGCCUUGUGUGUUUAAAAAAAAAAAAAUUAAUUUUUUCAUUUAGGACUUUAAUUUUAUUUUUUUUCAAUUUUUAUUUUCAUAUUUUAAACAUAUUUCAAAUAUAUGUACAUACUACAUAUACAAGUAACAUACAGUGGUUCCUUUAUGAUCUUAUCCAUAUAUAUUUAAAUUAUCGGUCUCAAGAAUGGUCAUAUUGUAACCUUACAUUCAAAACCAUUGUCAACCAUCCAAGACGUAGAAAGAUUAAUAUUCUAAUUUCUUUUAACGAUCCUCCACUAUUUUCCAUAAAUAAUUUUGUCUUUACAUUUAGGUGAACGGUGCAGUAAUGCUCUAUAUUUGUUUUGCAGGCAGUAGAGAAACAUUUUAAACUCCCACAUGCUUCCAGCAAACCUGCCAGAACACCAGAAAGCUUUGUGGAUUCUUCCUACAAGACACAGAGAUUUGCACUUCGAGCGGCUUUGAAAACCGCAAUUUAUAGAAUAACCACAACAUUUGGUGAACACUUACAGUAAGUAUACUUACACACUUUCCAUAUCAAGCACAAAACCAUUACGGAAUUAAUUCUCCCUCCGCUCCAAUUACAAAAACUGGGCACUUUCAACAAAAAUAAGGUUUUAAAACCUGUAUGAAAUGCAGUCUGUUCGUACUGCCGUAAAAAAAUCUUUGAGAUUGCUUUUUUUUUUUUUUUUUUGCAUCCUGGUUACUGGAGAUUGAUUUAAAGGAAGAAUGUAAGGGAGCUGGGCCUGAUUGCCAACAGGCAACAUGCUAGCUGCAAUAGCUCCUGCACGGUACUCUCAAAAGGCAGACGUGUGAAACAGGCAAACAUUCCAUAGUUGCUCUUUUUCUGUCCUUUUCUAAUUCCUCUCCUGACAAUCCUUCUGCUGUUUACAUCCGCAUUCAUGUUUUGUUUCCUUUUGAUUAUGACUCUAUCAAAUUUAGUGAAUUGAUGUGAAAUUAAAAUUCACUUAUUUUUAUCACUCCACCUCUCUAUUGUUUUAUAAACUUUUUUUGAUAUUUUGUAGGGAACCUGACAGGUGAGAGGGUUGUGAUUCUGGAUUUUUAAUUUGCAUAUUUCCAUCAACAUCAGUCUUGUUAUAGUAUGUGUAUCAUUCUGGAUAGGAGUAAAAUCGUUUCAUUGUAAUCAGAUAAAUAAAAGUCUAGCUAUUGCUAGAUUCAGUUCCAAAGUGGAGCUUUAUCUCCUUUGACGUUCUCUGUGUACUUUGUUAGGAUUCUCCUGUCAGCUGAGCACCUAUUUGGAAAACAUUUUUGUAACAUUAACUUGCCAGUGGACAGCUAUUGCUAAAUACUGAAGAAUAAAUCUGCCCUGUCCUGUCCAUCACUGACAAUCCUAACUAUUUCAGGCAGUUAUGUUCUUGCCCUUGCUGGCUUUCUCCAUUCCCAUGGUGCUUUCCUUUUUCCAUGUUACAGGCCAUCUUCGCUCUAUAUUGCUCUUUGCCCCUUCCUUAGCCUCCCCUCUAUGACCUACAUCCUGGUGUCUUGCGUUGUGAGUCAGCUACACAAUACCUUUUAACCAAGCUUAGAUCAGCACAGCUGAUUUGUAGGUUCCGCCAUUGGGCAACACACCUCAUUACACUCAUCAUUGCAGUGCUAGAUGAAUUGCGUCUCCAUGUACUUGCACUUCUUAACCCCAGGACAGUCUCUGAUCUUGAACCAUAAAUCUGCUGCUGGUUUUGCUUAAAUCUGGCUGCUACGGAUAAACUUGAAAUAACUUUCUAGGCUGGUUCUCCAUGGCCGUUUUCAUUUAGUGAUGGUGAGCAAAAGGCUGAAGCAUGUUUUGGGGAUUUGUCUUGCUUUUUUUUUGUUGUUGUUGUAGUUUUUAUGUAUGUUGCUGCUAAAAAUUUUGUUACAUUGGCAUAAUUCCAGUUUACCUUUUCUUUUCCUUUUAACCCCAGUGCCGUUCCAGUGUCUGUGGAGCACAGAAAAAGGCUGCAGCAGUUCCUCGAUUUCAAAGAAUAAAGUGCUAACCAGAAUUUAAAUGCUUUCUUCAGUGCUUGAGUGAUCAUUUUUUGAUGUAGGAAAAAGUAACUUUGAGACAAUGAGUACAAACCCACUGCCGACAGCAAAAAAAAAAAAAAAAUGGACACACACUCUCUAUGGAAUAAUUUUUGUCUUUCGGUUAACUGUAAUUUUAUUUUACUUUUCCUUUCCUUUGAGCUGCUCCUGCGUGUAAAUCUCUAAUUUUUUUUUCCUUUCUUCUUAUUGAGAGAACAAUGACUAUUUUUAUACUUGUACUUUUCAUAUUGUGUGUUUUUUGUAUGUGACUUUUACUAAAGUGCAAUCAAGUUCAACAUUAAAGCAAUAUAUUUAGCAAGCUGGACAAGCGCUAAUUAAUGAAACAAUAGAUUAUCUUCGGCAGUAAUCACUGGAAAAAAGGAGGAAAUCCCUCAAUAUCCCUACAGAUAUGCACAAAAAAGGAAUACGACAGGAUGUGCCUAAUAUCUGAUGUAUAAUUUGUUAAAGUAGAAAAUUAUGUAUAGAAGCUCCAAUGCAUGUGAGUGGGCAUUCACAACAUAUCUGUUGGUGACCUCUAAAUAGUGCAAUAUACUGCACCAUUGGUUCUUCUCUCUGUGUCUCUUUACAUGUACCCUGGUAAUAUUCAAGUACCAUAAGAGGCAGGACCUCCCAGUGGAAAAUGAAAAAAAUCUGGGUUUUGUCCUCUGGACUUUUUUUUUUAAAUUUUAAAUUUUUCACUUUAACACAUUAUACAUCUGACAUUAGUCGCAUUCUUUUAUUUCUAACCAAACUCUGGAGUACAUACUUGGUAUAAUAUAAACUGCAUAUUUCUGCAAUUUUGUGCACAUAUUUGAAUUUAAUACCUAUCUAUUGCAUUAAAAUAUUUUCAAACAUAGUUACAUUUCAUGUCCCUUUUGUGAGCUCACACCAAAUCACAAAAU